Messenger RNA from Dentiscutata heterogama, 1749 nucleotides. The record is from the annotation of a GenBank genome assembly. NCBI's taxonomy places the organism in Eukaryota, Fungi, Glomeromycota, Glomeromycetes, Diversisporales, Gigasporaceae.
AUGUCUUCAGUCAUCAAAAAUGUGGCCUAUAUUUGUUCAAAAAAAAGGUCGAGAACAUGGGGAAAUGAGGGUUGGCAAAAAAUUGUUGUGUUAAUAGUUGCAGAUGGUCUUAAUAAAAUCAAUGAACGUACUCUAAAUGUCCUGAGUCUUAUGGGUUGUUAUCAAGAUGGAAUUAUACAAAAAAGUGUCAGAGGUAAACCUGUUACUGCACAUCUUUUCGAAUAUACUACACAAUUAAUGGUCGAUAAUGAUUUUAAUGUCAAAGGGAAAGACUAUAGUAUCCCACCAGUGCAAGUUAUCUUUUGUUUAAAACAAAAAAAUGCAAAAAAAUUAAAUUCUCAUCGUUGGUCUUUCAAAGCCUUUGCGAAUCUUUUGAACCCAAAAAUUUGUAUUUUACUUGAUGUGGGCACAAAACCCUCGCAAACCUCAGUUUACCGCUUGUGGAAAGCUUUUGAUCGUGAUCAACAUAUUGGUGGUGCUUGUGGAGAAAUUAAAGUAGAUCUUGGUUAUAAAUGUAGAAACCUUCUUAAUCCUUUAAUCGCUUCUCAAAAUUUUGAAUAUAAAAUAUCUAAUAUCUUAGACAAGCCGUCAGAAUCUGUUUUUGGUUAUAUCUCAGUAUUACUAGGUGCUUUCUCCACAUACCGAUAUGAAGCAUUAUUGAAUGGGCCUUUGGAAAAAUACCUUAAAGGUGAGUAUGAUGAUUCAGGUGCUACUAAAACUGGUAUAUUCGAAGCAAACAUGUACCUGGCAGAAGAUCGUAUUUUAAGUUUUGAGCUUGUCAUUAAGAAAGAUGAAUCUUGGAAAUUAAAAUACAUAAAGUCAGCUAAAGCAGAAACUGAUGUCCCAGACAAUGUGCCUGAAUUUAUUUCCCAACGUCGUCGCUGGUUGAAUGGAUCUUUCUUUACUACUUUCUAUUCGAUUGCCAAAUUUACUCAUGUUUGGAGAUCUGGACAGCCAUUUUAUCGCAAAAUAUUAUUACAAAUUCAAUUAGUUUAUAAUGCUUUUGUUUUCUUAAUUCAAUCCACCACUUCAAAUCCUAUAACCGAUCCUUUCAAAGGUCAUGGAGAUAAUUUAUUUGAAGCUGCUCGCUCGUUGUAUUUAAUAAUUAUUGUUAUAAUUUUUAUUUGUUCAAUGGGUAAUCGCCCUCAAGGAACAAAAUUGAUAUACACACUCUCAGUACCACCAAUAGAUUUUAAGAACCUUUCGAAUAUUCAAGAAACUUUAAAGAAUGCAGCAUUCCGUGACAUCGUUAUUUCUGUUGCUUUAACAUUUUUGCUAUAUCUUUUUUCAUCCUUUAUUUAUUUUGAACCGUGGCACAUGUUCAGCUGUUUAGUUCAAUACCUUUUACUUGUUCCUUCCUACGUCAAUAUUCUUAUGAUUUAUGCUUUUUGUAAUACUCAUGAUGUUUCAUGGGGUACAAAAGGAGAUAAUAUUAAUACUGGAGUACUGCCAACUGAAGUUGAUCAAGAAACCAUUACAAUUGAAAUUUAUGAAGAUGAAGAUGCCGCAUACGACAAUAUUAUCACUCAACUAAAAAAUAAAGAGCAUGAUGAUAAACAACACCGAAAUGCCGUUAUUAAGAAAGAUGAUUAUUAUAAAUUGUUUAGAACAAAUUUUGUUCUUUCAUGGAUAUUUACAAAUGGUUUAAUAAUUUUUUUAUUUACAUCAAAUGCUUUUGCAAAAUAUUUUUCAACUCUCGAUUAUAAUCCUUAUUUGGUUUUUGGUAUGUUAUUUAUUGAAUUAUCUUAA